This is a messenger RNA of Doryrhamphus excisus (bluestripe pipefish), 4151 nucleotides long. The record is from RefSeq and is a predicted model, not a curated record. NCBI's taxonomy places the organism in Eukaryota, Metazoa, Chordata, Actinopteri, Syngnathiformes, Syngnathidae.
AAAACACAUAUACUGUACCGUAAUGGCUGCACACAUGCCUUAGGAGGGAGUUAUAGAGAUGAUCUUUAACUUUUAGCACCUGUUAGCUUUUCAGCUGUAAAUAGUCUAAAACAACGGAGCUUAUUUUCAAUGGGUGUAAUGACCAGACGUGCACGUGUGGAAACGACGAUGUUACAGAAUCUUUGUUCCGCUUCAUUAACUUAUAUGCACUUAUAGGUAGGAACUUCAAACUGACGGCAUACACUGAUUGAGAGGCAGUUACAACCGUAAUAACGCAGCCAUCGCUAAAAGCACAGUCUUUCACUUCUGAACCACUGGAAUAAUUUGGAUACUUCAAGACUUACGCACGGAGGGAAUGGGGCAGACGGAGCCGUGGGUGGGCAGAGGUGUGACAGAGUGUGGACACAAACAGACAGAAAGACUCACCGCCUUGUUUUUUGUCGGGGGAGGAAAACCGGAAAGGUGAUGAUCCACCGUUUCGGGGCAGAGCAGUUCUAAUCGAAGUUAUUCGGAGAAGCCACCGCGGGACGGACCACCAUGGGAAGGAUUUUGGCGCUCUGGCUCACCUCGGUGACACUUUCCGCCCUGAGCCGGGGGGUCUUUGGCGGCUACGGGCUGAGCAUGUUCGCCGCCCAGUCCUCCCCCCCGGACCCGUGCUACGACGAGAACGGCAACCCCCGGAGGUGCAUCCCGGACUUCGUGAACUCGGCCUUCGGCAAGGACGUGCGCGUCUCCAGCACCUGCGGCUCCCCGGCGACCAGGUACUGCGUGGUGGCGGAGAAGGGCGAGGACCGGACGCGGGACUGUCACACGUGCGACGCGGGAGACCCGAAGAAGUCUCAUCCGGCCGCGUACCUGACGGACCUGAACAACCCGCACAACCUCACCUGCUGGCAGUCGGAGAAUUACGCGCAGUUCCCCCAGAACGUCACCCUCACCCUGUCGCUGGGGAAGAAGUUCGAGGUCACCUACGUGAGCCUGCAGUUCUGCUCCCCCAGACCCGAAUCCAUGGCCAUUUACAAGUCCAUGGACUACGGGAAGUCCUGGGUGCCCUUCCAGUUCUACUCCACCCAGUGCAAGAAGAUGUACAACCGGCAGAACAAGGCGGCCAUCACCAAGCAGAACGAGCAGGAGGCCGUGUGCACCGACUCCCACACGGACAUGCGCCCUCUGACCGGCGGCCUGAUCGCCUUCAGCACCCUGGACGGAAGACCCUCCGCGCACGACUUCGACAACUCCCCGGUGCUCCAGGACUGGGUGACGGCCACCGACGUCAAGGUGAUCUUCAGCCGGCUGCACACCUUCGGGGACGAGAACGAGGACGACUCGGAGCUGGCCCGGGACUCCUACUACUACGCCGUGUCGGACCUGCAGGUGGGGGGGCGGUGCAAGUGCAACGGCCACGCGUCCAAGUGCGUCAAGGACAGGGAAGGUCAUCUGGUCUGCGAGUGCAAGCACAACACGGCCGGACCCGAGUGCGACCGGUGCAAACCUUUCCACUACGACCGGCCCUGGCAGCGCGCCACGGCCAGGGAGGCCAACGAGUGCGUCGCGUGCCACUGCAACCUCCACGCCCGGCGCUGCCGCUUCAACAUGGAGCUGUACAAGCUGUCCGGCCGCAGAAGCGGGGGGGUGUGUCUGAACUGCCGUCACAACACGGCGGGCCGCCACUGCCACUACUGCAAGGAGGGAUUCUACCGGGACGUCACCAAGUCCAUCUCACACCGCAGAGCUUGCAAAGCGUGCGACUGCCAUCCUGUGGGGGCGGCAGGGAAGACGUGCAACCAGACGACGGGCCAAUGUCCUUGCAAGGAUGGCGUGGCCGGGAUCACCUGUAACCGAUGUGCCAAGGGCUACCAGCAGAGUCGCUCCCCCAUCGCCCCCUGCAUCAAGAUUCCCGUGGCAUCCCCGACAGCAACUUACAGCAGCUAUGACGAGACAUCAGAUUGUGACUCCCACUGUAAAGCUUCCAAAGGGAAGAUGAAGAUCACCAUGAAGAAGUACUGUAAAAAAGACUACGCCGUUCAGGUGCACGUGCUGAAGGGGGACAAGGCGGGCGAGUGGUGGAAGUUCACCGUCAACAUCAUAUCGGUGUACAAACAAGGGGAGCAGCGCAUCCGGCGCGGGGACCAGCUGCUGUGGGCGCGCGCCAAGGACGUGGCCUGCAAAUGCCCCAAGAUCAAACCGGGCAGGAAGUACUUGCUCAUGGGCUCAGACGACGACUCCCCCGGGCAGAGCGGAGUGGUGGCAGACAAGGGGAGCCUGCUCAUCCCCUGGAAGGACCUGUGGGGGCGCCGCCUCAGGAAGUUCCAGCAGCGCGACAAGAGGGGGAAGUGCUAGAGAGCGGGAGAACGGGGAAGUGGAGGCCACUCUCCGAUGGGACGGCCGGGACAAAACUGGAACAUCAUUCCUAGAAAGGUGAAGCGUAGGAGGGAGGACUGCUGUUGCUCGGAGUUGGGACGACAUUUCUUUGUGUUUUUGGGAAGUUUGGGAAGUUUUAUGAUCCCGUUUUAUGGUCAUUCUGUUUCUGUUUGUCUCUUUGGAAUUGCAGAGUUUGCACCCAAUGUCCGUGAGGAGUCGCAUGCGGAACAUCCCACCGCCAUGCGACUGCUUUGUACUCCAUACAGCGGAACCUGCUUACGUCCUGUCCCGUGUCCAAUCAGGCCUUCCCGGGGUCACUCGCUAGUCCAGUCCAGGCCAGUCCAGGCCAGUCCAGGCCAGUCCAGGCCAGUCCAGGUCGAAGCUGUACUAAUUCUACACUCGAUCAAGGUUACUUUAUUAUUAAGUGCCAAGAAAUAUGCCACCAAUGGUUAGUUUUCCCAGAAUGCUGUCAGCCAAUUGGACGGACAUCCGGAUAAACAGGUUCCGCUGUAUCCCUCUUCGGCCUUUUAGGGAAUUUCCUCAACGUAACAUUGAUCCAUUCUUCCCUUUUUAAGCCGCCACGCUCGAGAGAAAUGGUCCAAGUGUUCCGAACUGUGGUCUCGUGUGCGAGUGCUACCUCGGAAAACCACCGCAGACGCACGACCUUGGCCGACAGCGUGACCUCUGCAAUGUCAAGUUCACUCCAUGCCAACGUAGACGCUAGCUAGGCCGAGUCGUAGCGUGGACUCCAUGUAGAACAGAUGAGUAGACACCCCGCACUUACCAUGACUAGCUAGCGAUGAUAGAACGUAUGAGAUAUGUUCAUACGCAAACAGGAAGUACGUAUGCUAGACGCGCCAUCUCAUGCUAAAUAGAUAUUAACAACGAUGCCACUUGUACAGAUAAUACUUCUUUUUUUUUCAUGACUUCAACCAUCGCUUUUACUAAGUCGCCAACAAGUAACUGACUUAUUUACGUUCACGUCCGGAUUUGUGCUCUUUUUGGUCCACUUUCUUCCUUUCCUAACAUUCCCUUCCAGAACGAUGGACGGGAACACACAUUGAGCUGCUGUAAAGUAAACUUCUAUUUUCAGUUGGCGCUCCCGCGGUUUGCCCUUCUGGCGCCCGAGCACGCUGCUACCAAGCUAGCACAGAUUAUUAGGGCCACAUUCAAAAACAUUGGACUUCCAGAAUAAAGUCAUACAUUUACUGGAAUAAAGGUGGAAUUUUAGGAGAAAAAACAGUUGGCCAAAGGUUACAUAAGUCCCCCCCCCCCCCCCCAUAGCUGUCUCAGGCAAUGCCUGCAAUGUAAAGUUAGGCAAUUGUUGUAAUACGACUUUUUUCCUUUUUAAUUUACGACUUUAUUCUCAUAAUGUUAGGACUUUAUUCUCAUAAAUUGACAACUUUAUUCUCCUAAAUCGACAACUUUAUUCUCAUAAUGUUAGGACUUUAUUCUCAUAAUGUUAGGACUUUAUUCUCAUAAAUUGACAAGUUUAUUCUCCUAAAUCGACAACUUUAUUCUCAUAAUGUUAGGACUUUAUUCUCAUAAUGUUAGGACUUUAUUCUCAUAAGUUGACAACUUUAUUCUCCUAAAUCGACAACUUUAUUCUGAUAAUGUUAGGACUUUAUUCUCAUAAUGUUAGGACUUUAUUCUCAUAAAUUGACAACUUUAUUCUCAUAAUGUUAGGACUUUAUUCUCCUAAAUCGACAACUUUAUUCUCAUAAUGUUAGGACUUUAUUCUCCUAAAUCGACAACUUUAUUCUCAUAAUGUUAGGACUUUAUUCUCCUAA